UUUCAAUUUUCAGGAGAGGAUGAUCUACUACUGAUGUUGACGAUCAGGAUAAUCGUUUAAGCGCUGGUAUUCAAUUUACAAUGCUCGAAUUUAAUUUUUUGUUCCGCUCUCUUUUCAUCUGAAGAAAAAAAAAAAAGGCGUAGAAGCACUUGAUAUAUUUAACAUUAUAUAAUUAAACAUUUGAGAGAAAUCAGAAAAUAAACAAGUCUGUAAUGAAGCAGGAACAAACAAAAACAACCUCUGCACCAAGAAAGAAGAAAGCCGCAAGAGCCUGCAUUCACUGCCAAAAGGCACACCUUACUUGUGAUGAUUCACGGCCUUGUCAAAGAUGUAUAAAAAGGAAUCUUUCCACCACUUGUACUGAUGGUGCUAGGAAGAAAGCAAAAUACUUGCAGGAUAUUGAUGAACCUGUGAAUACACCUACAACAGCUUAUAGUCCUCAGACAUCGGUAUCAACACCAAUGAGUUCAUUCACACAAGGGGAAACAAGCGAUUUUCAAGCACAAAAUUUUAUGAGUGCUGAUGCCCAAUCCAUAUUAAAUGCAGCAUCAAACAACGCUUUACUUCCCAUAGAGAACUACAACUAUGGAUUCGGAUCAAAUGCAACCAAUCUUGAGUACUCCAUACUUUCCAACAUGCUUGGAUCACCUUUAGUUGAUGCUGCAAGUACUUCAACACCUAAUGUUCAACAAAACACUUUAAAUAACAUAUGGGCUCCUUCACCUAUAGUAGAUAAUGUAAACAUAUUGAGAGGGGAUCCUUCAUUUCUAUCAAAUCACAAUACCACACAGCUCAUGUCCAAUGCGUCUGCCACCAAUGCAUUUAUCAACCGAAACAAUAGUGUCAGCAAUAGCCCUAGUAACAAUAAUAGCAACAAUGGUAAUACAACACCCAAAGGAUCCUCUGUCGCUUCCGUUGCUUCUUCCAGCAUGGAUACAUCACAGAUAUCUGCCUCAGGUAUAUCUACUUUAUCUGCAUACGGUGACGGUGCAGUAGUUGCUAAAGUUGCGAGUCCGAUUACAGCAACCACGGGUCCCGCUGUCAAAAGGAGAAAUCAAAUUAUUACACCGGAAAUGGCAUACGCUAGUGCAACCAAACCAUUUAGUUAUGCGGAAGGAUACCAUUAUCUUAUCAAUUAUGUAAAGACAAGAAUGGGUAGAGAGGAUUUGAUGAGAAUUAGUAGAGCGCUGGCGCUUUUUCGGCCUUCUGUUUUGGCAUCUAUGAUGAAUUUGACGGAGGAUGAUUUAAUAUUUACAGAAAAAUGUCUGCAGCGUACCUUAUUGGAAUAUGAAAAAUUAAUUAGUUAUUCAGGUACACCAACCGUUGUGUGGCGUAGAACAGGGGAGAUCGCCCUUGUCGGAAAAGAAUUUUCUCUGCUCACCCAAUGGUCUCGAGAUAUGCUACUUAAUAAGAAGACAUAUAUUUAUGAGCUCAUGAGCAAUCCUUCAGCCGUAGAAUAUUGGGAAAAAUACGCUCUACAUGCAUUUGAUAAUACAGAUUCAGCAGUCUAUAGUACAUGUAUUUUGAUGAGCCCUACAAAACGAGUAGUGCCAUGUACUUUUUGCUUUACAAUUAAACGAGAUAUAUUUGACUUACCAAGCGUCAUUGUAGGCAAUUUCUUGCCAAUUUUGAGUUAAAAAACCGUGCACUUUUUUUAUUUAUUUACUCUCUUAUAGAAAAUACAACAUUACAUAUUACAACCCCUUCAUUAAAA
This is a messenger RNA of Rhizopus microsporus ATCC 52813, 1714 nucleotides long. RefSeq lists its product as uncharacterized. The transcript is spliced from 9 exons. Bases 213 to 1637 code for a protein of 474 amino acids. Gene Ontology annotation, biological process: regulation of DNA-templated transcription; cellular response to starvation. The record is from RefSeq and is a predicted model, not a curated record. Gene Ontology annotation, molecular function: RNA polymerase II transcription regulatory region sequence-specific DNA binding; DNA-binding transcription factor activity, RNA polymerase II-specific; zinc ion binding. Lineage: Eukaryota; Fungi; Mucoromycota; Mucoromycetes; Mucorales; Rhizopodaceae. Gene Ontology annotation, cellular component: nucleus.